GGCAACAUUACUGGUUUCGUUCAUGGAGCGAGUUGAGCGAGCGUGUGCAUUCGUCAUCGUGUGCAGAUUUUACAAAAUAGCAGUGUCGGGUGUAAAAAUUAUGUUGAUUUUAAUGAAGUGAACAAUAGUAUUGGUGAUGUUGGCCUUAGGCUUAUCGUUAUUUCGCAAAAAAACUGUAAAAGAACAUACGUUUACUGUAGUAAUCCGUCAAAAAUCCAGAAAGCUUCAAACGUGUUUGAAGCUUUCGUUUUCGGAUUAAUGGAACUAUGAACCUGGACUCUUUAACGUUUAGCUUAUCGCAAAUAAAUUAUCUCGUUGUAAAUUUAAAUAAGAAAAACUUCAAGCAGACUAGUCAAGAGUUGUCACAGCUUGUCAGUCUUUAUGGACUGGAAGCAGAGAAUCAGCUCUUGAGGUGCUUGCUUAGUGAAGCAGCAAAGUCAUCGUGGGACAGCGACAGGUCAGGGUCGUCGAGCACCAGUGUCCACGCGUCCCUCCUGACCGCACAGCUUGCAGCCCUACUCAACCACCCGGCAAAAUCCACUGUAGUCUGCCGAGCAGUCGACCAACCAACACGCUCACUCCAAAAGAUUUUAAAACCUUCAAAUACAUUACUGAAUCGACUCUCAAGAUUAUUAAAGUUAACCACUGCUGAGGAUGUUGCCUUCUCUUUGGUUUUGAGGAGAAACUCUUCAAAAACUGAAAUAGUAUCGUUAGCUCAGCAACAUCUGAAAAAGAGAUUUUUGGAUCUCGUGCAGUGUUAUCUAGACGCAGAACGUGGUCAUCAGGUGGAGCGUGCAGGUCUUCAGGAAUGCAGCCCUGAAGUUUUGCAAACUCUACUAACUAGCAUCGCGCACGAGAAAUUAGCCACUGUAACGAAAGAUUUAUUUCUUAAACGCUUGCGAAUUGAUUUCCCCCGUGAAGUAGUGCCUAUCGUAUUGGCGCCACUGCUAUAUCCGGACGAUACACAGACACCACUUGAGGAGAUGACAACAGCCGACGAUAUGGCUGCUGCCAUGAUGGACAACUCACUUGCAGAUAUCAUCCGUGAUAUCGGAUAUUCCUUUACAUCUUCUGUAGAGGAUUGCAAAAACAACAUGUUAAACUUUGGCGCCCGAGAACCAACUGCCAUUGAGGUGGCCAGGAUAAUAUCUAUGAUGGUAAGAUAUCAUACAUCAAUGUCUGAUGGCCCUCAGAUUCAAACGCCUGGUAAUUUCUGGAUGAGUCAUGAGACCAAGAAGGACAACAUAACACUCGGACAUGGCGAAUCGUGGAAUGCAGAAGUAUUUGUGCAAACACUAAAAGAGUUAGCUUCUAAUUUGAAUUGGAAAGAAGUGAUCUUGCAGCUGGAUCACCCAGAGUUUAUUGUACCUGAUAGGCAAGGAUUGAGUUUACUGUUCACCAUCUUGAGAUUAGGGCUUCAAAGUGCGGGCUAUCCGGCCAAUAUAUUCCCCGUGGAAUAUCUUUGCCGUCGAUGGACGAACUUGGAAGGGCAAAUAAGUUUGAUCACUAUGAUUCUGAAAUAUUCAGACAUCUUCAGUUUUGCCGAUCAUCCGUUUCACCCAGUAUCGAUAGAUUUAUUGAAAUCACCCCCAGAAACAGACAAUAAAGAGAUAGCAACCUGGAGAUGCCUUUAUUUGGUUGAACUUCUGCUGUAUGCCGCAGAGCGCGGGUAUUACUUGCAGGUGCAUGAAUUAUUAAAGUUUCCACUGCAGCAUUGUCCUGACAUCUUGCUUUUAGCUUUACUACAAAUAAGUCCACCUGUAACAGUAUUUCGACAAGAGUUAUUGACAACGCUAAUACCGAUCUUUCUGGGCAACCACCCCAACUCCGGCAUUAUUUUACAUCACGCUUGGCAUACACAGAACCCCAAUAUUAAACCAAUUAUUAUGCACGCAAUGGCUGACUGGUACAUACGUGGUGAGAGUGAUCAAUCCAAGCUAUCACGGAUUUUAGAUGUUGCGCAAGAUCUCAAAGCUCUGUCUUUACUACUGAAUGUUCAAUCAUUCCCGUUCGUCAUUGAUUUGGCCUGUUUGGCCUCAAGAAGAGAAUACUUGAAACUGGACAAAUGGCUAACAGAUAAAAUCAGGGAUCACGGUGAGACUUUUGUGUCUGCUAUGGUGAAAUUUUUGCAAAGGCGAUGUCCUCAAGUGAUCGGUAAGGGACCCGAAGAACAACUUCCCAAAGCAGCUCAACUACCACCUGAAACAAUAGCCACAAUGCUGGCUUGCCUACAACUCUGUAUUCCCAACGUGCAACAGGAGUUGCAGGAAGCUAUUUACAACGUUAUAGCUAACUGUCAAACGCUUAUUCUGAGCAAGACAAGACAAAGCAUCGCGGGAUUAGCACGCCCGCAUACUCGUGUGUUAGAAACGCCGUUCAACCCUGCAGCGGGCUUGGCAGGGCAGUUAUUCACUCCGCAUGUCGAUUCUAUUACUAAUUUGACACCGAACGUGGCGAAUUUAAAUUUGGGCGCUCCAGCUAAUACUGCAUUUGCAAUGCCCGGUACUCUCGGACCCUUAGUCACAACACCUGGGUCACCAUCUCGACUCAUGGGAGCUGGACCGAAUAGUCCCUUCACGAUGAUGCCCUUGCAACACAACACCAACGUAGCUAACAUGAGCGCUCUCGCCAGAAUGGCUCCAGCGCCAGCAAUGGACAAACCUAGAAUUCCAGAUCCAAUCCAUUUCCCUGAAAUGAUGCACAAUGUUUCGAAGGAGAUUGAAGACGAAGCCAAUGGAUAUUUUCAGAGGAUUUACAACCACCCGCCACAUCCAACACUUUCUAUAGAUGAAGUACUGGACAUGUUGAAAAAGUUCCAAGAUUCACCGAACAAGAGGGAACGAGAAGUUUUCUCAUGCAUGCUUCGAAAUCUCUUUGAGGAAUACAAGUUCUUUCCUCAGUAUCCAGAUAAAGAACUACACAUUACCGCCCAACUUUUUGGAGGCAUCAUUGAAAAGGGACUUGUCCCAAGCUACGUUUCGCUGGGGCUUGCUCUCCGAUUCGUGCUUGACGCGUUGCGGAAACCCGAGGGCUCUAAAAUGUACUACUUUGGUAUAGCUGCGCUAGACAGAUUCAAAUCGCGUCUGAAAGAUUACCACAAAUAUUGCGAGCACGUAAGAGCUAUACCACAUUUUAGUGAUUUUCCCCCUCACCUUAUUGAGUACAUCGAAUAUGGACUUCAGAGUCAAGAACCGCCUACCAAACCUCAGGGAGCUGUGCUGCCCAGCAGCUUAGCGGCUGUACUCAACCAAAGUGCAGUUGUGACGGUUUCUGCACCUUACAGAGCUGUCGUUUGCGCGCCUAGUAUUUCUGUGAUAGCAAAAGUAACAAAUUGUGCUGCAGGAGGCAUUGGAAGCCGACCUUCCAUCGCUAACGCCACUAAUAUAGAUACGCUUUUGACUGCUACCGAUAGAGAAGAGAAAAUAAAUACUCCCCCUGAGGCAAUACAGGACAAAACAGCAUUCAUUUUCAAUAACCUCAGUCAGCUGAAUCUUCAAACGAAAUGUGAAGAACUCAAGGAAAUAAUCACAGACGAGUACUAUCCCUGGUUGUCACAAUACCUUGUCAUGAAGAGAGCUUCUAUCGAGCUCAACUUCCAUGCGUUAUACUCCAAUUUUCUUGACGUUCUUAAAAUCCGAGACAUCAAUAAAAUGGUAACGAAAGAAACUUACCGUAACAUCAAAGUUUUAUUGCGCUCUGACAAAGGCAUAGCCAACUUUUCAGAUCGCUCACUUCUCAAGAAUCUCGGACACUGGCUAGGCAUGUUAACGUUAGCUCGCAACCAGCCAAUACUUCAUAUUGACAUAGAUCUGAAGGCACUGUUACUCGAAGCCUAUCACAAAGGACAACAAGAACUGCUCUAUGUAGUGCCAUUCGUUGCCAAGGUUCUAGAAUCUUGUGCUAAGAGUGUCGUGUUCAAGCCUCCGAACCCUUGGUCAAUGGCGCUGAUGAACGUUUUGGCUGAACUACAUCAAGAACCUGAUUUAAAACUGAACUUGAAGUUUGAAAUAGAAGUGUUGUGUAAGAAUCUCAGCCUCGAUAUAUCUGACUUGAAACCUACACUAUAUUUGAAAGAUCCCGAAAAGCUGAGAACGAUAGAAUUCCAGCUUUCGCAACCGAAACAAAAUAAGGAGGCUGCAAAUACUUUGCCUGUAAACCAACCCAUAGUGCAGACGCCUCAGAUGCAGAUGAUCCCACCUCAGCCUCCGAUGAUCCCGACGGAAGACAUGUCUGCUACCGCCCCCACGCCCACCAGCGGCCUCGUAGCGAAUGAUCCUGGUUUGAUGGGUGUUCUCGGGUUACCCGAACCAAGAUUCAACUAUUUGGAUGUGAACGUUUCUUCGACGUCUGCGUUCGGCCAGAAGUUAUGUUUUAACCCACACAUCAUAUUGUUCCAAAAUUAUCCGCAUCUUAAACAGUUUGUGAAACCUGCUAUCGAAAGAUCUAUCCAGGAAUGGAUUCAUCCUGUGGUGGACAGAUCCAUAAAGUACGCUCUCACUACAUGCGAACAGAUCAUCAGAAAAGAUUUCGCACUAGACCCAGAUGAAGUACGUAUGCGUACCUGUGCGCAUCACAUGAUGAGGAAUCUUACAGCCGGUAUGGCUAUGAUAACAUGCCGUGAGCAAAUCAUUAGUACCAUCAGCACUAACUUGAAGGCUGCGUUUAUGACGGCAUUGAUGCCAGCAACUCCUCAACAGGAGAUCAUCGAAAGUGCUGCAGCAGUCUUAGCUACAGAAAAUAUGGAGCUGGCAUGUGCUUUUAUUCAGAAGACAGCUGUAGAAAAGGCAUUACCCGAGCUCGACAAGAGACUAAUGAAUGACUAUGAAAUGAGGAAACUAGCCCGUCAAGAGGGCAGGAGAUAUUAUGACCCUAUAGUGCUGGCUUAUCAGACUGAGAGGAUACCGGAGCGGGUGCGCCUGCGCGUCAGUGGCCCGACGGAUUUGCAAAUCGCAGUUUACGAAGAGUUUGCGUGCAAUAUCCCCGGAUUUAUGCCGGUGCGUGACGCUGGGAUGUUCAUCCCGAAGCCUUCCGCUCAGGAACAACUGCCUCAGUUAGCGUUCAGUCAAGCAAUGAACCCGACGCAAGUCUACGGCGCAGACGAGAUGGGAGGGCUUAUUUCAGCGGCCGAACUCUUCUUGGCCAACUCGUUGGGCAACGCUUCGUUGGCCGCGCAAACUGCUAAUAUGCAUUCCCUUCUCGAAUGCUUGUUCAUCGCAAGAAGGAACCGCGAUAUCGUAUCCAAAUGCGCUCUAUUGCAGAAGGCUGUGGAAGGUCUACUGGACAGCCACAUCGUACAGCCGGGUGCGAGCAGCGAGCACGUGGACAUGAUGACCCGCUACAGGGACAUUCAUUUGCGGGUGCUGAAGCUACUCGAGGACGGCCGUGUCUAUGGACACGUGUGGACCACCAAGCAGAUCACGUACUGUCUCACAGAAUGCCGCGAGGAGCUGCGUUACAAUAUCGAAGCCGUAGACUGUCUGAUUCGGAACCACCUCAUCAAUUUGCCGCAGUAUGAUAUCUCUCUCGCCCAUUUGAUGGACAACGGCAACAACUACAUGGCCGUUGCGUUCGCAAUGCAGCUGGUACAGUUGUACCUUGUCGACGACAGGAAUAACUUGUACGCCAAUGAGGCCGACUUGUACCAUACCACUGAGACCCUCUACCGUAUCAUGUCGCAUUCGCGCCAGCCCCCGCCCGAGGGGUUGGGCACGCUGAUUGAAAUGCUGCGAGUGAAUCAGGACCCGAGCGCGUAUCUGGGGGAGCGAUCUCCCCUUGGACCAACUGCGCAUAUCCAUGCUGGCAUCAUGCAAGUGCGGGCUCGCGACUACGACGACCCGCCUGGCUUGCAAGAGAAGACUGACAAUAUGUUGCGUGAAUGGCGCAACGUUCUCCUCAGUCCCCUCACCGAGAUCGAGCUAGCUCAGAACUUCAAUCUAUACGUCCACCGCAUGAACAUGAACGGCAUUCUCAAGUCAGACGACAUGAUAACCAGGUUCUUCCGGAUAGCCACACAGAUGUGCAUCGAAAGUGUGUACCAACAGCUGUCCGAAGAGAGGGUCAAUCCCCCUCAGAACCCCGCUAAGAGGGAGAAAUAUUAUGCGACCUGUGAUUCCUUCAUAAAAUUAGUUUCCCUGUUGAUAAAAAACACUGCUGAUGGCGGUAAUCCAACGCCGAAGCUCAACUUACUGAAUAAAAUCUUAGGCAUUAUAGCCGGCUGUCUGCUGCAAGAUCACGAUGAGCACGGUGUCAACUUCCAGCAGCUGCCGUACCACAGGUUGCUGCUCAUUCUGUUCCUAGACAUGAACAUGGCCGAACCAGUCCUCGAAUCUAUGAACUAUCAGGUUCUCACCGCGUUCUGCCAUACGCUCCGCAUCAUCAGGCCGAGCGUUGCGCCCGGCUUUUGCUACGCGUGGCUCGAGCUCGUCGCCCAUCGGGCCUUCAUCAACCGCGUCUUGGCCGUCACGCCACAACAAAAGGGCUGGGGCAUGUAUUCCACGCUGCUGAUCGACUUGUUCAAAUUCCUGGACCCGUUCCUAAGGAACACUGAGCUGGCGUCACCCGUGAUGAUGUUGUACAAGGGGACGCUGAAGGUUCUCUUGGUUCUGCUGCAUGAUUUCCCGGAGUUCUUGUGCGAUUAUCACUACGGUUUCUGCGACGAGAUACCGCCGAACUGUAUACAGAUGAGGAAUUUGAUCCUGUCGGCCUUCCCGCGCAAUAUGCGCCUCCCGGACCCGUUCACGCCCAACCUGAAGGUGGAUCUUUUGGCGGAGAUAACGCUUCCACCCAGGGCGGUCAUCAACUACGCCACUAUCAUACCCUCGUCGCAGUUCAAGAAGGAUUUGGACGCGUAUCUGAAGGCGCGCACCCCUGUCACUUUCCUAUCGGAGCUGCGAAGCAACAUGCAGGUGGUGAACGAGCCCGGGCGCCGCUACAACAGCCAGCUGAUGAACGCUGUGGUGUUGUACGUGGGCACUCAGGCGAUAGCACACAUUCGCGCCAAGGGCCAGACCCCCAAUAUGUCUACGAUCGCGCAUUCAGCGCACAUGGAUAUAUUCCAGAACUUCACCGUCGACUUCGACUACGAGGGACGAUACCUGUUCCUGAACGCGAUCGCGAACCAACUACGCUACCCGAACAGCCACACGCAUUACUUCUCGUGCUGUCUACUCUACCUGUUCGCCGAGGCCAACUCCGAGGCGGUCCAGGAGCAGAUCACCAGGAUGCUGCUGGAGAGGCUCAUCGUGAACCGGCCUCACCCCUGGGGGCUGCUCAUCACCUUCAUUGAGCUAAUCAAGAACCCCAUAUACAAGUUCUGGACGCAUGAGUUCGUCCACUGUGCGCCGGAGAUCGAGAAGUUGUUCGCGUCUGUGGCCCGAUCCUGCAUCGUGGAGAAGACGGGCGCAGGCGGGGGCGAGAGGGAGAUGGCCGAGUAGCGUCUCGCCAAUUGGGAGUCUCUUCGACACAAGCACGUAUUCUAUGGCAUUGUCGAGAAAGGCUUCCAAGUCCACGCGCAAUCUUGCAUUUGCGCAAACCAAGCCAAGGAGACGCAGCAAGCGGACAACUUACCAUUGCCUUCCACGUCAACGGAACCACCCAAGACGAUGCUCAACUGGAAGAAACUGUUCCGCAAGUGAAGUGCUAUUCCCAGACCCCCCUCCCCCAACCCCUAAAUAACACAUUAACCAAACCCCUCCCCCCGAAGCCUACCCCCCCUCCGGCUAAACUAACCGAAACUGUGAAUUGGCCACUCGACGGACUGCAAACCAGUGACUUAAGAUAACCCCUGACAUUGUGCAUCAGCGUUCAGAAGACACUGUGACCAUAAUAUUAGCCCGCGCGUUGAAGUUGACCUCGGGACGCCGCUAGAUGGCGUUGAAGU
Messenger RNA from Chilo suppressalis (striped riceborer), 7879 nucleotides. The record is from the annotation of a GenBank genome assembly. Lineage: Eukaryota; Metazoa; Arthropoda; Insecta; Lepidoptera; Crambidae.